This is a messenger RNA of Filobasidium floriforme, 333 nucleotides long. RefSeq lists its product as uncharacterized. The transcript has a single exon. The annotation marks the transcript as partial. The record is from RefSeq and is a predicted model, not a curated record. NCBI's taxonomy places the organism in Eukaryota, Fungi, Basidiomycota, Tremellomycetes, Filobasidiales, Filobasidiaceae.
CAGGAGUCGAAGGAGCAAUAUAUCCUGAAAACAGUCACCGUCGGCGAUGAUCUCUCACCGGUGGAGAAGGAAAGCGUCAUGGCGCUGCUGGUAGAGUUUCAAGAUAUUUUCGCCAUGGACAUGGCCGACAUCGAACCUUGCCCUCACACGAUCCAUACGCUCAACAUCGAUCCCACCUACCGCUUCAGCCACAAGGCGUUCGGACGCCCGUUGACCCAACCCGAGCUCGAAGCGGCCGGCACGCAAGUAGAGCAACUGCUGAAGGCGGGAAUCGUGGAGUCGACGAGACCGGAAGACGUCAAGUGCUGUUCGCCUACGGUAAUGGCAAUCAAG